AUGAUCGAAGACCUGGAUGAGCUGGGGCUAUCCAACCUGGCCUGGGCGCAUGCGAAGUUGGAGCUGGAAAGCCUCGCUCUGUUCGCGGCCACUGCCGGCACCGCCAGACUGCCCAAGCUUACGGUGCAGAACCUGGCGAAUACGAGCUGGGCAUUUGCAAAGGUGGGCUUGGUUGACCAGGCGUUUUUGCACGCAACCCAGGAGCAAGCCAUGGGGAAGAUGUCAGAGUGCACCGCCUUCGAUUUGUCCAUCCUGACCUGGUCGUUUGAUGCCCUGUGUGCCGAGCUGUCCGCAGACUUCAUGCAGAGGGCAUUGGCUCACUUCACGAAGGAGCUCGAGCUGGAGGGUGACGUUGGUAUGUUCUGGUUCGACGUGGCCAACGUUGCGCUCACGCGGGCAUGCCCAAACCGAGAGGCAUUUGAGAAGAAGUUCCGAGAGAGGUUGCUGCAGCAUGUUGAAGACAGCUUGCGCAAUCUUUCUUCGCGAGAUGUGCCUCACUUGCAAUCCUUUGAGUCGUGGCAGUCCCUGGUGGAUAUGUGGAAUAUCCCAUAUCUGGGCCCUGCUUACACCAAGCUGCUAUUUCAGCAGCAGGGAGUGAUGACGAGGCAUCGUAACGCCCGCGUUGCAGAGGAUGCCCCGCAAAGCGAGGCACGCUUGGAGCGCGAAAAAAGGCGUGCUGUAGCCAUUUUGCAAGAGCAAUGUGGCCCCAAACUGCAGCCUGCUGCACUGCACUCAGCAACCUCCUGCCACAACUCUUUGGCGCUGGCAUUCGCCAUCCCCAGAACUGGGCCCGGCCCUGAGACCGCGCCAGUUGAAGGUCGGGAAGCCUUCUUUGGGGCCCCGCUCGGAUCGGGUCAAGCAGACGGAGAGGAACACAGCCGUGAGAAGGACCGGUCGGAGGGCAUCGACAUUUGCUUCGGCCAGCCUGGAUGUAUCGGUGGAUAG
Effrenium voratum is the source of this 945-nucleotide messenger RNA. The record is from the annotation of a GenBank genome assembly. Lineage: Eukaryota; Dinophyceae; Suessiales; Symbiodiniaceae.